Molecule: messenger RNA, 384 nt
Organism: Fraxinus pennsylvanica
Lineage: Eukaryota; Viridiplantae; Streptophyta; Magnoliopsida; Lamiales; Oleaceae
Source: the annotation of a GenBank genome assembly
AUGCCAUUAGCUUGCACCAGCCAGUUUCUCAAACAUAUAAUCACUCUCCGUGGAUCAGCCGCUAUUGUCAGUGAAUUCUUUGGUUAUGCUGCAAAUAGAAAAGCAAAGGUCAAGAAAUGUGGGCUUCCCAUGCUUCUCACUCAAGAUGAAGGUGUUAAAUUCUUCAUUUCAAAAUUGACUGCACAGCUAUCUGAAUGGCUUGAAACUGGAAAAUUGCAUAGGGUAGUAUUGGUGAUCAUGAGCAAGGCCAUUGUUUUAGAGAGAGUUUCAAGGGAGAAGAGGGAUAAAGAAAUAAUGAGGGAAAUUCAAGCAAUUACGAGACAGAUAGCUUCCAGCAUCACAUACUUGCCAUGCCUUGAUGAACCUUGUAAGUUUUCAAUUUGA